GUGCGAGGCUACGAGAACGAAUGGAGCGCUCGGGAGAUUUGGGACAAAAGUCCCGCUUCAGAUUAGCAGAUACAGAUUUCACCGAAUCAUUUUUACGCCCUUGCUUACUUAUUUUCGUGAUGCAAAUCUGAAUGAUUAGCAAAACACAGACUCUUCUGUGUAGUAAGGCAUCAAACGCCAAUUCCAGCCCACGAAAGGAGUGCCCACUGGGUACUGGGAGGUCAACCGGCAUAGGGAAAUCCAGUUGGUAGAAGCGCGAUUCUACCAUGACAUCCAUGACAUACUGGAUCUAUAUUUUGACAUUUUGGUUUAAUGAGGUUACUCUUUCUUUCUAUCACUCCUACUUGAUCCUACGCGGGUUCUUUCAACAUUUCUGCGUAACGCGAAUUUUGCGAAACAUUGUUUGUGCGGGCAGCGGCGCGGCAGCCAUGACGACGAGCAAAGCAGGUCAGGAGGAGGUGAGCCCGGCGCGGGGCCGCGUCCGCAUCGGGCACAGUGGUGUAGUGCCCUCCGCUCUCCAUCUCGCAGCGGGCGGUGGAGGGUCGGGAGCAGGUUGAGGGCGCGGGGCGCGGGUCGAACGCAGCCCGACCGCUCCGCUUGAAGGGGUCAGUCAGGCGCGGCGCGGGCCGUGCAAGACACCAUGCCCGUCCUCUGCGGCGAGAAGCUGGUCCGGAACCAGGGGCCCUUCCCUUACAUCCAGUCCGAGGGGCGGUGGAAGCCUCUGCGCGACACGCGCACGCCGCACGUGCCGCCGCCCGCUCCGGAGGGUCCGUGCCCGCCUCCACCCGAUGUCGACCAGGUGCAGGCCCUGCUCCGCCACCAGGAGUACAUGCGGCUGCAGGGGUCGCAGGCACGGCGGGCUGAGAGAGAGGGAGGGGGUGGAAACUGCGAGCACGGCGACCCGCUGCCCGUCGGCCAGCACAUCGUGGACCCGCUGGCCUCCCCGCGCUGGGCAGAGUGCCUCAACCCCUGGGAGCGCCUCAACAUGCACCACACCCUGGCCAGCGUGCGCCGCCACGCGCAGCUCGAACGCUCCUACGAGCCCCGGGACCAGCUGGACUUUGCUCUGACGGCGGCCUACCAGCACGACGCGGGGCUGUGGGCGGGCUGCCCGGACGUGUGUGUCCAGCCGGAGACCCUGGGCCAGCCGACCUGGCGCGUGCUCCGCAACCUGAGGGUGCUGCCACAGGACCCCGUCGACCAGCGGCAGCACCCACUGCGCCAGAGCGGCGUGGACUCCCGGGUGUCCGUCCACAGCGUGAAGCUAGCCAUCAGCGGCAACCACAUGUCACAGACCAAUGCCGGGUUCUCGAGGAAAGUGGACGGGACCUUCUAUAGCUAAAACUAUUUCCUUUCUCUGCGAUGGAAUUUUUACUUAACAAUAAAGUUUUGGCAUUCAUUUAAAAA
This is a messenger RNA of Frankliniella occidentalis (western flower thrips), 1407 nucleotides long. Its product is annotated as protein CFAP276. Lineage: Eukaryota; Metazoa; Arthropoda; Insecta; Thysanoptera; Thripidae. Bases 641 to 1342 code for a protein of 233 amino acids. The record is from RefSeq and is a predicted model, not a curated record. The transcript is spliced from 4 exons.